AGCACUAACAAUUUUGACGUUGACGUAGUUUUCACAUCUGUCUCUUUCUUUUUAAAGUUCUUGUUGAAGAGUGGAAAUAUGGCAACCUCCAAGAAGAAGACUAGGAAGCUGAGAGGACAUGUGAGCCAUGGUCAUGGACGUAUCGGUAAACAUCGCAAGCAUCCUGGAGGUCGCGGUAACGCUGGUGGUGAACAUCACCAUAGAAUAAACAUGGACAAAUACCAUCCAGGAUACUUUGGCAAACUUGGUAUGAGAAAUUACCAUUUAAGAAGGAACAAGGAGUUUUGUCCUGUGCUGAACUUGGACAAACUUUGGACUCUGGUUUCUGAACAGUCGCGGCUUAAAUACGCCAAUGCCACAGAUGGAAAAGUGCCUGUUAUUAACAUUGUGAAGGCUGGUUACUACAAAUUGCUCGGAAAGGGCAAGCUACCCAAACAGCCCGUAAUUGUGAAGGCCAAAUUCUUUUCAAAAACAGCAGAAAGGAAAAUCAAGGAAAUUGGCGGGGCAUGUGUUUUGUCUGCAUAAUUUAAGUUUAAUAAAAUUUUAAAAACAUA
Molecule: messenger RNA, 554 nt
Organism: Vanessa tameamea
Lineage: Eukaryota; Metazoa; Arthropoda; Insecta; Lepidoptera; Nymphalidae
Gene: RpL27A
Product: Ribosomal protein L27A
Exons: 5
Coding region: 79-525 (148 amino acids)
Biological process (GO): translation
Cellular component (GO): cytosolic large ribosomal subunit; ribosome
Molecular function (GO): structural constituent of ribosome
Source: RefSeq, a predicted model, not a curated record